AUGUCAACCAGACAUGCACCCCAGGCUUGUGUCCCAUGCAGGACCUUGAAGAGAAAGUGUACCAAAGAGUUACCCUCUUGUUCACUAUGCCGCCAGCUGCGGAAAGAAUGCGGAUAUCCGACUUCCUUGCGGAUCCGAUCUGCACGUCCCGAAGAGGUCACUAUACUAUCUGAUCGAGUGAAGCUCCUGGAGCAGCGACUUAGCGGUGAAGUGACUCCAAGUGUCGCUUCAAACCACCCAGCACAAACACAGGUCGAGGGAACUUCAAUUUCUCUUCAAGUGACGAGCGGCCAUCGCCUGAACUUCCCCACAGCGUUCUUUCUAGACUUAGAUUAUUACCGGCCAAUGCCUUCGGAGCAGCUUAAUCCGAACAUGUUUGUUCCGCCCGAUGUCUUGCAUUUCCUGGAGUCCAAGAACACGAUGCAAGCUCUCUUCGAAAGGUAUCUAACAGGAACGCAGAAAUGGCUCCCUAUACUCUGGAAACGGCGCACAACGGAAAAAAUCAAUAGCUUCAGUGAAAGCAUGGAAUCAGGAUUGGUGCUUCUGCUCUUGUGUAUGAAGAUGGUUACCGAGCCUCCAAGGGACCAAGACCACGCAGCGUCAACACCCUUGUAUCGAACUGCCAAGGGACUGUGUUUUAGACUGGAGAACUCUUGUGCAAUAUCUCUCUACCUUCUCCAGGCUAUAGUAUUCAUCGCUGUUUACGAGCUAGGUCAUGGGAUAUUCCCUGCUGCGCAAUUGACGAUUGCACAUGCAGCCAGGUUGGGCAUUAUCAUGGGACUUCAUGAUAGAAAACAUGCUCCUCAGCUAUUCAAAGAUCCUGAUACAUAUAAUAUGAGAGAAGAGGAAAGGCGAACUUGGUGGGCUAUCAUUAUCCUGGAGCGAUACAUGAGUUUGGGGACAUAUGGACAGCCUCUCGCAACACCUGAGCCACACCAGGGUGCACUUCUCCCAUCUUCUGAAGAUGCUUGGGAUACUCAAGGCGGAUGCCUCGGUUCAAAUUUCCCUCUAUUCGCAUCAUCAUUUACCCCCACGACUGAUAUUGGAUCAUACGCCAGUACAUGUCAAGCAGCCCAUAUCUUAGGCCUCGUUCUUCGACAUCGUGACGAGCUAAAAUCGGUCGUGUCUGAUACCCACUACCGAAUCACAGAAGCUCAACGCCUACAUCAGACUCUUGUCUUGCUAAAUCAGCACCUUGCUGGUCAAGUAUCAAAAGACACUAAAAAUUCCAGCAGUUUUUACACAGCUAUGGGACUCUGCUACGCAGCUAGAGUCACGCUUUAUAACCUGUAUGCGUGCAAUGAGCAUUAUUCUGCAACGGAAGCGAGAAUAGCAGAGGAGACUGAGAUGCAGCGAGCUUCCAUUGAAGGUCUGAAGGAAGUCACACAGUGCGUGUAUCGACUAGCACAGGCCAUCCUUGAUGCUGCUGUAAUGGAUGAUCAGUUGAUCUCUAGGAGUUUGCUUCUUACCCACUCACUGUAUUUUGCAGCAUCGGAGCUGGGAUGGUUCAUCAAAGAGAUGAAUUAUCUUGAAGAUGUACAGUUCUUGAAAGGAGUGGUAGAACUUCUAAAGCUGAUAUCAAAGACUUGGAGGGUGGCUGAACAUUAUCUAAAAGUUCUCGAGGAGGAUGGAUCCUUGGCAUCACUUGCUACCUGA
Messenger RNA from Cadophora gregata, 1656 nucleotides. RefSeq lists its product as uncharacterized. Bases 1 to 1656 code for a protein of 551 amino acids. NCBI's taxonomy places the organism in Eukaryota, Fungi, Ascomycota, Leotiomycetes, Helotiales, Ploettnerulaceae. The record is from RefSeq and is a predicted model, not a curated record. Gene Ontology annotation, biological process: regulation of DNA-templated transcription; DNA-templated transcription. Gene Ontology annotation, cellular component: nucleus. The transcript has 5 exons. Gene Ontology annotation, molecular function: zinc ion binding; DNA-binding transcription factor activity, RNA polymerase II-specific; DNA binding.